AUGUCUGAGGAAAGAAUUCUUUUUUUACAAUCCGAAAAUGCAAAGCAAUAUGGUCAAGAUUCCAAACUGAUUAAUUUGAUAAAAAACAUUAUCAAGGACUAUCCUCAUGAAUCCGUAUUUCGCGAGUUCUUGCAAAAUGCAGAUGACGCUGGGGCCCGAACCUUUCGUAUCAUUGUUGAUGAACGUUCAACAAAUCAAUAUGAAUCUUUAAUAUCUAAAGGAAUGAAAGAUUGGCAAGGUCCAGCAAUCUGGAUUUAUAAUGAUGCUAUGUUUAAUGAACAUGAUUUCAAUGCUCUACUCAAUAUUCAUGAAGGAGGAAAACGCGCUGAUCCUACAAAGAUUGGGAAAUUUGGAAUUGGUUUCAAUUCAUGUUUUCAUUUUACUGAUGUCCCUAGUUUUGUUAGUGGCAAAUAUAUUCAAUUUCUAGAUCCACAUGAAAAAUUUCUUGGUAAACAACGUGGUCUUCAAAUUAAUUUCCUUAAAAAUGAAAAAUUUAAACACUUAUUUAAAGAUCAAUUGGCUCCAUAUAUUGGAGUGGAAGGUUGCAGAUUUGAUCAAAAAUUUGAAGGAACUUUAUUCAGAUUACCUCUUCGUAUUCGUCCAAGUGAAAUUUGUGACGAAAUUUUUAAUACAACUAAAAUUUUGAACUUUUUAGAAAAAUUGAAAUCUACUGCUAUUUCGGAACUACUCUUUUUCCGAAAUAUUGAAUCUUUUGAAGUGAUGCAUAUAGCUGCUAAAUCUUCUCCUCAUCAAGUUGCUUUAAAGUGGAAAGUUAAUUUAACUGAUAUUACUAGAGAUAUUCAAAUUAAAAGACGUUGCACGGAUGAAAAAUUUACUUCAUUUCGUUUAAAUGUAGAAUUUCAUGAUGGUAUCAAAAGUAUUUCAAAUUUAUGGCAAGUUUGUAUUGGUGGUCAAAAAACUGUCGAACCCGAAGAAUUAGCCAAGUUUGCAGAACGCCAUCGAAUGUUACCACGAGGAGGUGUUGCUGCUUUAUUACCUUUACGUAACAAAAUAUCUAACGAGUUUGAAAAAAAUAGAGAUGAAGGUCGAUUAUAUUGUUACUUACCUUUACCUCAAAUGACUUACCUCCCAGUACAUCUUAAUGGUAAUUGGGCAUUAUCAUCAGAUAGAUCUACCGUUCUUUUAAACAAUGAUUCUUUAGCAGAUAUGGAUAAAUCUAAAUUGGCAUGGAAUCGACACUUAUUAUUAAAGAUCUUGCCUCAACUUUAUGUUAAACUUUUAGAAGAAAUUGUAAAUUUUGCAAAUAAAAGUGACAUUAUAGCUUAUAAACAAAUUGUAGAAUAUUUUUGGCCUUUACCAAGAAAUAAAGAGAAAAAUAAUAGUUAUGUUACAGAAUUUGGACGUGAAGCUCUUAGAAAACUUCCUAUUGAUAAACCUUUAUUUUGGUCAACUACUGAAGAUGGUUCUUAU
Dentiscutata heterogama is the source of this 1431-nucleotide messenger RNA. Lineage: Eukaryota; Fungi; Glomeromycota; Glomeromycetes; Diversisporales; Gigasporaceae. The record is from the annotation of a GenBank genome assembly.